ACGUGACCGCUCGGCCGCCGCCAUUUUGUGUUGCGGCGGCUGGCUAUUUAGAGCGCAGCGCCCGGGCUGGUAGCUCAGUUCAGCCGGGAGCGAGUUCCAGCAGUGCCUCCCCCUGCUUGCGGCCGGCCCCCCUGCCCAGUCCCGGCCUCCACCCUAUCUCCCUCUCCUCCCUCCCCCUUUCCCACCUCGGCUUCCGCCAUUUUGUCGCCGAGCCCUGCCUGAGGAGGAGCCGGAGCCCCGAGGCAGGCGGCGGCGGCUCUGCCCUUCCCCUCCUUUUUUCGUUUUUUUGUAUUCGCCGCUUCCUCCAGCUGCGCGUGGCACAGAGCCCCCGUCCCCUCUUCCCCCCACCCCCUCAGCCCAGCACCUCACAGCCAUGUCGUCGAGCAGCACCCCCGAGUACGCCUCCUUCUUCGCCGUGAUGGGCGCUUCAGCUGCCAUGGUCUUCAGCGCCUUGGGAGCUGCUUAUGGAACAGCAAAGAGUGGCACAGGUAUUGCAGCCAUGUCCGUCAUGAGGCCUGAGCUGAUCAUGAAGUCAAUCAUCCCUGUUGUCAUGGCAGGUAUUAUAGCAAUCUAUGGCCUGGUAGUGGCAGUCCUCAUUGCCAAUGCCCUCUCAUCUACUAUCACGCUAUUCAAGAGCUUUCUUCAGCUGGGUGCUGGCUUGAGUGUGGGCCUCAGUGGUCUGGCUGCUGGCUUUGCCAUUGGCAUUGUGGGUGAUGCAGGUGUACGGGGAACAGCACAGCAGCCCCGGUUAUUUGUGGGCAUGAUCCUGAUUUUGAUCUUCGCUGAAGUUUUGGGUCUCUAUGGCCUCAUUGUUGCCCUUAUCCUCUCUACAAAGUAAAUGUCACAGUAUGAUGUAAAGAGAUAUAACAAAUCCACAUUUAAAAAAAAGCUCCAGAAUGAAAAUGGUUUCUCCAAUGUGUACAGUUGUCCCAAUUUGGUAGUUGAUCUCUUGUAAAUGCGCAAUGUAUGUUAGUGACUUGUCCUGUGUGUACUUCAAUACUAAAUUGGAUGGGCUGCUCCAAGCCUGCUGCAUGGCUUGGGGUGGCCUGUGUGCAAUUUUCCACCCAUUUGCUGUUAGUACUUUAUGUAUAAAUAUGAACUAGACGUGUAAUUUUUUCUCUUCACUGGAUGUUUGUUUAUAAAAGACUUGACAUGUUCAUACAUCUAUGGAGCAAGGAUUUUCAAUUUCCCAUGCUAUAUAUAUUAAUCUUAUAUAUAGGUAGAUUAUUACACUGUGGGGUCAGUUGUAAGUGCAGAGAAUUCCUUGGAUGUAAUUUUGAUUCUAAAGAUUGCUGUAGUGUCCUGGUAUUGGAUUAUGAGAAUUGUUUGUGUUAUAUUACAGCAAUUGUCAGAAACACUCCUGUGUUUCCAGUAGUAAAAGCGUAUGCUCCGGCAUCAAAGUCGUGCACCCAGUGUUGGGUUACAAAGUUAUACAAUGUUUCCAAAUAAAACUUCCUCACUACA
This is a messenger RNA of Dromaius novaehollandiae (emu), 1464 nucleotides long. RefSeq names its product ATPase H+ transporting V0 subunit c (gene ATP6V0C). Lineage: Eukaryota; Metazoa; Chordata; Aves; Casuariiformes; Dromaiidae. The transcript is spliced from 3 exons. The record is from RefSeq and is a predicted model, not a curated record. Bases 374 to 838 code for a protein of 154 amino acids. Gene Ontology annotation, biological process: proton transmembrane transport. Gene Ontology annotation, molecular function: proton-transporting ATPase activity, rotational mechanism. Gene Ontology annotation, cellular component: membrane; proton-transporting V-type ATPase, V0 domain.